Molecule: messenger RNA, 342 nt
Organism: Ostreococcus tauri
Lineage: Eukaryota; Viridiplantae; Chlorophyta; Mamiellophyceae; Mamiellales; Bathycoccaceae
Product: Thioredoxin-like fold
Exons: 1
Coding region: 1-342 (113 amino acids)
Cellular component (GO): mitochondrial large ribosomal subunit
Source: RefSeq, a predicted model, not a curated record
AUGCCCCUGCGUCACCUCAAGCGCGUGCGCGUGCAGUUCAACCCCCUGGACAAGCGGUGCGUCGCCGCCAGGGAGUUCUUGGCGCGCGUCACCUCCCCCGCCGCGCUCGCAUCGAACCCCGAGUGCUCGGUGGAGCCUCGCGUUCGGGACGACGACGCCCCGCCCGUGGUCGCCGUGGAGUUCACGAGCGGGACGAAGGAUCAGUUUAACGUCCAUCGCAUGACCGUGGACGACAUAUCGGGAAGGAUCAAGCGCGUGAGCGAUCAGAUGGCAACGCGACAGGCGCUGAGCGAAGCCGGGUUGAAGUUUGACGAGUUGAAGUUUGACGUCAAGGCGACGUGA